CCCACCCAAAACCCCCAGCAAGAACCUCGCUCUCCGGCGGCGUCUCCGGCCACCUAUCCAUGGAGGCCACCGCCGCGCCGCGGGCGCUCUCCCUCCUGGCGCCGUCUCCACCUCCAUCGCUGCGGAUGAACUGCUGGCGCGUCGCCUUCGGAGGCGUGAGGCGGCGCGGGGCCGUGCCCGUCAGGGCGAAGAAGAAGAGGGGGAGGGGCGGGGACGGGGGCGCGGAGGAGCGGGUGGACACGCACAGCUUUGCUCCCAAGGCCGGCGAGGCCGCCGGGCUGUUUCCCGAGGCCGUCCUGCUUAGAAAGAAAAUGGCGAGAGAGGAUGGUCAAGUGGCACCGGAAUUUGCUGAUGCAGAAGAAGAAAAGCUAUAUGACUUUCUUAACAUUCAGCUUGAGAGUGAUUUAAAUUUAAAAAGAAUGCGGCACUAUGAAGUAGUUUAUCUAAUUCAUGAGGAUCGUGUUGAAGAAGUUGAAGAUGUUGUAUCAAAAGUACAAGAUUUUGUCAGGGAGAAGAAAGGAAGAAUAUGGAGGCUUAACAAUUGGGGAUUGCGCAGGCUUGCUUACAAAAUAAAGAAAGCAACACAUGCCAACUACAUCUUGAUGAACUUUGAGAUAGAGUCAAGGUACAUCAAUGACUUCAAGACCCUGCUAGACAAGGAUGAAAGGAUCAUCAGACACCUUGUUAUGAAACGGGAUGAGGCAAUUACUGAAGACUGCCCUCCCCCACCAGAGUUCCACACUCUGCGAGCUCAACAAUAUUUUGAUGAUGAAUAUGAAGAUGAGGAGGAGGAAGAGGAAGAGGAGGAUUUGAAUGCCAGGAGUGAACUAGAGUCAGCCGAUUAUGAUGAGGAUGAUGUUGCAGCUGGUGAUGAACCUGAAAUUAUUUAUGUUGAUGAAGCUGAUCAGGAUAAUUACAAAGACAGUCAAGACACUAGAAGAAGGAACAGGAAGCUGAAGGUGAAGAAGUAUACAGCAGAAAAGCCUGUUGUGAGCUUGUGACUUGGGACCAUAAUCUACUUCAUGCCACAUUAAGGACCACCGGCUGUUUCGCGUGAACAAUUCACCAGGUUGUUUGUAGUUUGGCCCAUGAUGCAUUUCACAACUUAUUGGUGCCGGCCCAAAAAUCUCUCAAUCACUGUACAUGGUACAUAACCCUGUGUGUUCAAUCAAACAGUGUGGCUAUGAUCUGGAAACAUUUGUCACCGUCAUUGCUGCCUCCCUUCUACUACGUGAUAAUGUUCUGGAUGUUUUCAAGAGCCGCCACCCAUUCGCACCCAUGUUGUGUCGUUUUUGCUUUGCCAUAUGCUGUGUAUGUUUCCUUGAACAGUGUAGCUACGGCCUCAUAUGUCUCAUUAUAUCCUUUGUGCAUAAAUUUCUGUAUUGGCUAAUGGCUAUGCUAGGCUCCUAGCAGGCUAGCACUAGCAGUUUGGUUGGCAUGCUACCUAACUGUCCCAUUUCAGCAAAUUCUUACUUUGAGAUGGGGA
Messenger RNA from Panicum virgatum (switchgrass), 1486 nucleotides. RefSeq names its product 30S ribosomal protein S6-like. The coding region runs from base 60 to 1001 and encodes 313 amino acids. Gene Ontology annotation, molecular function: structural constituent of ribosome; small ribosomal subunit rRNA binding. The transcript is spliced from 6 exons. NCBI's taxonomy places the organism in Eukaryota, Viridiplantae, Streptophyta, Magnoliopsida, Poales, Poaceae. Gene Ontology annotation, biological process: translation. Gene Ontology annotation, cellular component: ribosome; cytosolic small ribosomal subunit. The record is from RefSeq and is a predicted model, not a curated record.